This is a messenger RNA of Coccomyxa subellipsoidea C-169, 1233 nucleotides long. RefSeq lists its product as hypothetical. Lineage: Eukaryota; Viridiplantae; Chlorophyta; Trebouxiophyceae; Coccomyxaceae. The record is from RefSeq and is a predicted model, not a curated record. The transcript is spliced from 7 exons. The coding region runs from base 118 to 825 and encodes 235 amino acids. Gene Ontology annotation, molecular function: peptidyl-prolyl cis-trans isomerase activity.
GUCAGAAGAUCUGAAAUUGAUGUAGAAUUUGAACGUAGCUAUUGUCAUCACGAAAGGGGUGGGGAGCAGAGUUCUAGGAUCAAGGUACCAUCGUUUGGGGAUCUGGGGCCAGCUGCAAUGCAGAUCUCGGCUAGCUACUCCAUGUCUUCUUUGGGAAUGCGAAGCAGGGACCUGUGCAAGGAGUCCUUCUACCUGUCCCCAAAGAAGAUCACGCAGAGGGUGCCAUUCCAAGGCACCAACACCCGAUGCUCGGCUGGGGACUCAACAAGUGAGCCCAGCAGGCGGCACAUUUUGAGCAGCGGGCUGGCAGUGGGUGGUGGCCUCUUGCUAGCUGCAAGGGGGCUGCCAGCCAUUGCAGUGGAUGCAGGCGCAGCAACGCAGGUCAACAAGCUCUUGUGUGAUGUGGAAUGUUUGGCAAAGCUGGACAGCAUAGAGGCGCAAGAGACCAAGUCUGGGCUGCGCUAUAAGGACAUUAUUGUCGGCAAAGGGCCCAGCCCUCCCACAGGCUACCAGGCAUGUUCAGUGACUCCUGUGACGGCGCAUUAUGUUGCAAUGACUCCCAAUGGGAGGGUGUUUGACAGCAGCUUGGACCGGGGUUUCCCAUAUGACAUCCGAGUUGGCGCCGGGCAGAUUGUGGCCGGGCUAGAUGAGGGCAUUGCCACGAUGAAGGUCGGGGGCUUGAGGCGACUCUACAUCCCUGGGAAUCUGUCAUUCCCAAAGGGGCUGGCUUCCGGGCCUGGGAGGCCACGCGUGCCGCCUGCUUCACCAGUUGUUUUUGACGUUCAGCUUCUGUACAUUCCCGGGCUUGACUCUGACGAGGAAUGAAGAUUAUAUCAGCUGUCGACGGUGGAGAGUGCAAUUUUGGACCUACUUAGAUGGGGAGCCUGGCAUUUUGAAAGUUCAUGCAUGGCCGGGGUUUGUUGAGAAGCCACAAGCUUGUGUGGCAUUCGUCUCUGAGAGCUGAAAGAUUUUCAUUGCAAUGCAAGAAACAAUCACAAGCUUGGUGCCUGACAAAUAAUAAUAUAGCGCAUACAUGCAGCAAUUAGAGAUGUUAUCUGAUUUCUCAGACGACCCAUGUGCAGUGAGCCAUCCUGCUAGGCAUCUGCUGAAUAUUGCUAGCAUUUUAUAGGAAUAUUCUGGAAGAUCCUAAAUGGUGGAUACAGACACACAUGGUGCACCCCAAAGCCACCCCACCUUCAGACCCGAUCUGAAUGUAAUUAGUGUACAUUGUCC